Molecule: messenger RNA, 2630 nt
Organism: Myzus persicae (green peach aphid)
Lineage: Eukaryota; Metazoa; Arthropoda; Insecta; Hemiptera; Aphididae
Gene: Ypel
Product: protein yippee-like 1
Exons: 5
Coding region: 174-533 (119 amino acids)
Source: RefSeq, a predicted model, not a curated record
CGACUUAACGUGGUCAGCUACCUCCGACGCCGUUACACUGUCUGCCGCCGCAAUUGUCGCAGCGAUUUGCCGACAGACGACACUGCAGCCGCCGUCGUCGUCCGCGCAGUUACACUGGAUGCAUUUGAACUUCAUGUUUCAACCCGUAACCGAGUACCGCUGACUAGAGCAUCAUGGUCAAGACGUUUCAGGCGUAUCUGCCGGACUGCCACAGGACAUACUCUUGCAUUCACUGCAGAGCGCACCUGGCAAAUCACGACGAACUUAUAUCAAAGUCUUUUCAAGGCAGUCAAGGAAGAGCAUACCUUUUCAAUUCUGUUGUAAACGUUGGAUGCGGCCCGGCAGAAGAAAGGAUUUUGUUGACCGGACUACAUGCAGUCGCCGAUAUAUAUUGUGAAUGCUGUAAGACCACCCUGGGUUGGAAAUACGAACAUGCGUUCGAAUCCAGCCAGAAGUAUAAGGAGGGCAAGUACAUAAUCGAAAUGGCACACAUGAUCAAAGAAAACGGCUGGGAGAGUCCGCCGAAGAAAUAAUGAACUUCUAUAUCGUCUUUCUAUCUAUCUCUCUGUCUCUCUGUCUUUCCCGCCAUGUGUUUCUCUCGUCAAAUCUCUUUGUUUUUCCCCAUCCCAUCUCUUUCAUCCGUCAAAUCCGAAAAAUUCUCUCUCUUUCACCCUCUCUCCCAGUUUUUUUGGUGGUCGUUCACCCGACCUCGAAAAGUUUGACGUUUUUCCGAACAAUCUGUGGUUGGUGUUGCCGACCGUCGUCCAGUGUUCACCGUGACCACGAUAAACGUUUCACAGAGUUAUGGCCACAACGAAGGCAAAUAAAAUAAUAAUAUUCGCGGCUGUCAUAAUAUUUUCGCCAUCGUCCUAGCUCCACUGGAUAUGCAAAUGCGCAAACCAUCACCGGUAAAUGACGGAGGGAAAUCUCAAUUAAUACGCCGGAGUUAACGUUAGACGGUUAGCUUACGGUCUUAUUAUAAUUAUUAAAAUAGUAGUAAUUAACUAAUGGUGUACCUAUUUAUAAUAUUAAGUAUUUAUGUGAUAACGUGAUCGUAUAUAAGAGUAUAUAUAUGUAAGGUCGGCACUGUAAUUCGAUUUCAAUCGAAGCACACAAAAUUAGAGAUGUAUACACACCUCCCGAAGUCCCGAGGCUUUUUCGAUACAUAUUAUAUUUAUUAUUAUGGCCACAAAAACAGAUUUAUCGUUUUAUUGAUAUUUCGGAAUAGUGAAAAACAUAACUAUAUAUAUACAUAUAAUAUAUUUCUUGCGUUGUACAAAUAACAUUGAUAAAAGAAUAUAUUUUAUUUAUUUAUUUUAUCUCAUUAUAAUUAUGAGCUAUUCGUAUUAUAAUACAACGAAAAUCAAUAAUUAUUACUAUAUAUUAUAAUAUAAAUUAUAAAUUCAAAAAAUUAACGCAGGGUUUCGUUUUAAAAUAUUAUUUUUAUUUCAAUAUUUGUUCUUUAACAAAUAGAUCCGGUCAAUGGCGUAUUGCUUGGUAAGAAUUUCGAGAAAAAAUAUUUUUAUUUUGUAUUUUUGUGUUAUUCAAAUUCGUUUAAGAUAAUAUACUAAGACUAACCAUAAAACUACUAACCCAUUAAAAAACAAAAUUCUUGAUAAAAAAAAAAUUAAAAUUAAAUCGUGCUGCUUACAAUAAUCUACCAGUUCUUAUAUAAUAUAUACCAUAAUAUAAUAAUAUCAUUAUAUAUAAAAUAAACACAUUUUUUUAUCCAUCUACUUUAUCUCAUAACAAAAUUAUAUUAAUAACAUUGACGUAUCGAUUGGUAGGUACAGUAUUUUCAUGUAGUUAAGCUUAAUACAAUAUUAUCGGUAUAAAUGUAAUUUUCACGUGAAGAUUACAGAGUGUCUUAAUUAGUAUAUAUGGUUGGUUUUUAUUUUAUGAACGGAUUAGCUAGUGUCAAACGACAAUUUUUUUUGAUCACUGAAGCACCGUUACUAAAAAUGUAUCUAUACCACAAUAUACCAAUGGACACCAUGUAAUAGUGCGUACGUCGCCUUGGUAUAAUGAGUGUAGGUAGAUAAUUUUACUUUAGCAUUAAAACGUAUAUAAGUAGUACCUAUUGUAUUUAAAGCCAAAAUAAUUAUAAAUUAUAAUAAUAAGUUCUGUAUCCAAUAUUAUAUGCAAUUAAUGGUAUAGUAUUUAUAAUAAUAAGAUACUAUUUUUAUAUUUACUAUGUAGUGCUAUUUCAAAUCAUUGUACUUAAAACUAAAACUGGUCUCAGAAAAAAAAAACAAUAAAAAUCCCCAAAAAUAAAAUAUUGAAAGAGUAGUCACUCUAAAUCCAUCGCUAUGUUAGCAAUUUAAAAAAAAAACUUCCAUUUUAUUUUUGUCAUCGACUCGAUUUUUUUUUCAACUAUAUUAUUUUGUAUUUUAUUUUUUUUAUUUUUAUUAUUAAAGUUCCUGUGAAAACAACAAACUUUUCCACUUGUCCUUGACAAAACUGAUCUCAAAAUAUAAUAAAAUAUGUUUUAUUAUGUUUUUAUUAACUAACAGAAUGGGCGAGUUAUAUGAAUAUUUUACUGGAAACGUAAAAUUCUGUAUACUGGACCAAUGGAGAUGCAACUAGCACAACUCUGUUAUUUAUAUAAUAUAUGAUCAUCUGGGGAAUCG